Messenger RNA from Phacochoerus africanus (Common warthog), 3056 nucleotides. RefSeq names its product glutamate metabotropic receptor 7 (gene GRM7). The transcript has 11 exons. The coding region runs from base 62 to 2827 and encodes 921 amino acids. Gene Ontology annotation, molecular function: group III metabotropic glutamate receptor activity. NCBI's taxonomy places the organism in Eukaryota, Metazoa, Chordata, Mammalia, Artiodactyla, Suidae. Gene Ontology annotation, cellular component: membrane. Gene Ontology annotation, biological process: G protein-coupled glutamate receptor signaling pathway; regulation of synaptic transmission, glutamatergic. The record is from RefSeq and is a predicted model, not a curated record.
CCGGCAAGCCCACCACCGUGCCCUCCAGCGCCGCCGCCGCCACCGCCGCAGCCGGAGCAGCAUGGUCCAGCUAGGGAAGCUGCUCCGCGUCCUGACUUUGAUGAAGUUCCCCUGCUGCGUGUUGGAGGUGCUCCUGUGCGCGCUGGCGGCGGCGCGCGGCCAGGAGAUGUACGCCCCGCACUCCAUCCGGAUCGAGGGGGACGUCACCCUCGGGGGGCUGUUCCCCGUGCACGCGAAGGGUCCCAGCGGAGUGCCUUGCGGAGACAUCAAGAGGGAGAACGGGAUCCACAGGCUGGAAGCGAUGCUUUACGCCCUGGACCAGAUCAACAGCGAUCCCAACCUGCUGCCCAACGUGACGCUGGGCGCGCGGAUCCUGGACACUUGUUCCAGGGACACUUAUGCGCUCGAACAGUCGCUCACUUUCGUCCAGGCGCUCAUCCAGAAGGACACCUCCGACGUGCGCUGUACCAACGGCGAGCCUCCGGUUUUUGUUAAGCCAGAGAAAGUAGUUGGAGUGAUUGGUGCUUCGGGGAGUUCGGUCUCCAUCAUGGUAGCCAACAUCCUGAGGCUUUUCCAGAUCCCCCAGAUUAGUUAUGCAUCAACGGCACCUGAGUUAAGUGAUGACCGGCGCUAUGACUUCUUCUCUCGUGUGGUGCCACCUGACUCCUUCCAAGCCCAGGCCAUGGUAGACAUUGUAAAGGCCUUAGGAUGGAAUUAUGUGUCUACUCUUGCAUCCGAAGGAAGUUAUGGAGAGAAAGGUGUGGAAUCCUUCACGCAGAUUUCCAAAGAGGCAGGUGGGCUCUGCAUUGCCCAGUCCGUGAGAAUCCCCCAAGAGCGCAAAGACAGAACCAUUGACUUUGAUAGAAUUAUCAAACAGCUCCUGGACACCCCCAACUCCAGGGCCGUCGUGAUUUUUGCCAACGAUGAGGAUAUAAAGCAGAUUCUUGCAGCAGCCAAAAGAGCUGACCAAGUGGGCCAUUUUCUCUGGGUUGGAUCAGACAGCUGGGGAUCCAAAAUAAACCCACUGCACCAGCAUGAAGAUAUUGCAGAAGGAGCCAUCACCAUUCAGCCCAAGCGAGCAACUGUGGAAGGGUUUGAUGCCUAUUUUACGUCCCGCACGCUUGAAAACAACAGAAGAAAUGUCUGGUUUGCCGAAUACUGGGAGGAAAACUUCAACUGCAAGUUGACGAUUAGUGGGUCAAAGAAAGAAGACACAGAUCGCAAAUGCACAGGACAAGAGAGAAUUGGAAAAGAUUCCAACUAUGAGCAAGAGGGAAAAGUCCAGUUCGUGAUUGACGCUGUAUAUGCAAUGGCUCAUGCACUUCAUCACAUGAACAAGGAUCUCUGUGCUGACUAUCGAGGUGUCUGUCCAGAGAUGGAGCAGGCUGGGGGCAAGAAAUUGUUGAAGUAUAUCCGCAACGUGAAUUUCAAUGGUAGCGCGGGUACUCCUGUCAUGUUUAACAAGAAUGGGGACGCUCCCGGACGUUAUGACAUCUUUCAGUACCAGACCACAAAUACCACCAACCCUGGAUACCGCCUUAUCGGACAAUGGACAGAUGAGCUGCAGCUCAAUAUUGAGGACAUGCAGUGGGGUAAAGGAGUUCGGGAGAUACCCCCAUCCGUGUGUACACUGCCAUGCAAGCCCGGGCAAAGAAAGAAGACACAGAAGGGAACCCCCUGCUGCUGGACCUGUGAGCCUUGCGAUGGCUACCAGUACCAGUUUGAUGAGAUGACAUGCCAGCAUUGCCCCUAUGACCAACGGCCCAAUGAAAACCGAACAGGCUGCCAGGAUAUUCCCAUCAUCAAACUGGAAUGGCAUUCCCCAUGGGCCGUCAUCCCUGUCUUCCUCGCAAUGUUGGGCAUCAUCGCCACUAUAUUUGUCAUGGCCACUUUCAUCCGCUACAAUGACACUCCCAUCGUCCGGGCAUCUGGGCGGGAACUGAGCUAUGUUCUGUUAACUGGCAUCUUUCUCUGCUACAUCAUCACUUUCUUGAUGAUAGCCAAACCUGAUGUGGCAGUGUGUUCUUUCCGGAGAGUUUUCUUGGGCUUGGGAAUGUGCAUCAGUUAUGCAGCCCUCUUGACAAAAACCAAUCGGAUUUAUCGCAUCUUUGAACAGGGCAAGAAAUCAGUGACAGCGCCCAGACUCAUAAGCCCAACAUCACAGCUGGCAAUCACUUCCAGUUUAAUAUCAGUUCAGCUUCUAGGUGUUUUUAUUUGGUUUGGUGUUGAUCCCCCCAACAUUAUCAUAGAUUAUGAUGAACAUAAGACAAUGAACCCUGAGCAGGCCAGGGGAGUUCUCAAAUGUGACAUUACAGAUCUUCAAAUCAUAUGUUCCUUGGGAUAUAGCAUUCUUCUCAUGGUCACAUGUACUGUGUAUGCCAUCAAGACUCGGGGUGUCCCAGAGAAUUUUAAUGAAGCUAAACCCAUUGGAUUCACUAUGUACACAACAUGUAUAGUUUGGCUUGCCUUCAUUCCAAUUUUUUUUGGCACCGCUCAAUCGGCAGAAAAGCUCUACAUACAAACUACCACGCUUACAAUCUCCAUGAACUUAAGUGCAUCAGUGGCGCUGGGGAUGCUAUACAUGCCGAAAGUGUACAUCAUCCUUUUCCACCCUGAGCUCAAUGUCCAGAAACGGAAACGCAGCUUCAAGGCGGUAGUCACAGCAGCCACCAUGUCAUCGCGCCUGUCACACAAACCCAGUGACAGACCCAACGGUGAGGCAAAGACAGAGCUCUGUGAAAACGUAGACCCCAACAACUGUAUACCACCAGUAAGAAAGAGUGUACAAAAGUCUGUUACUUGGUACACUAUCCCACCAACAGUAUAGCUAUUGCCUGCUUUCCAAAAGCAAAAACAUAGAAAAGGUUUGCUGGCUGAUCUUGAUAAUGUGUUGAAGAUUAUUUGUGGCUCAAAGUUCUGCCUUGGAGAAACACUGAACCAACUUCACUUAUUUCAGAAAACAAGAAAAGUUUCAUUGAAAGGCCUGAAGAGUCUAAAGAUACAUUUCAAUAUUAGUCAAAUCCAAGAAUUACCAAUAAAUAGCAAGGGUAAACUAA